Messenger RNA from Oxyura jamaicensis (ruddy duck), 1708 nucleotides. Its product is annotated as glutamine synthetase. The record is from RefSeq and is a predicted model, not a curated record. NCBI's taxonomy places the organism in Eukaryota, Metazoa, Chordata, Aves, Anseriformes, Anatidae. Gene Ontology annotation, cellular component: cytoplasm. The coding region runs from base 26 to 1297 and encodes 423 amino acids. The transcript is spliced from 8 exons. Gene Ontology annotation, molecular function: glutamine synthetase activity.
UGAGGGGCUGCAGGGCUCAGCUGCCAUGGUGCCAGCCCUGGGCUCAGCUUGCUCGGUAGCUGGAAAUCACCGCUGUAUUGAGGCAGUCGGCUCCAGCUCCCACCUGUUUGCUGGGUUCUUGCAGCCGACUGCGAGUCGGAGCAGAACCACUGCUGUGGGCGGGGCUGUCGCCAUGUCGGUGUCGCACAGCUCCAGGCUGAACAAGCUGGUGAGGGAGCAGUACAUGCGGCUGCCCCAGGGCGGGCAGGUGCAGGUCACCUACGUCUGGAUCGACGGCAGCGGCGAGGGUGUGCGCUGCAAGAGCAGGACCCUCGACAAGGAGCCCAAGAGCAUCGAAGAUGUCCCCGAAUGGAAUUUUGAUGGCUCCAGCACAGCACAGGCAGAGGGCUCCAACAGCGACAUGUUCCUGGUGCCCGUCUGCAUGUUCAGAGACCCUUUUUGCCUGGACCCCAACAAGCUGGUGCUGUGUGAGGUGCUCAAGUACAACAGGAAACCUGCAGAGACCAACCUGAGGCACACCUGCAAGAAGGUCAUGGACCUGGUGAAGGACAGCCACCCCUGGUUCGGGAUGGAGCAGGAGUACACGCUGCUGGGCAUCAACGGCCACCCCUACGGCUGGCCCGACAACGGCUUCCCCGGCCCGCAGGGCCCCUAUUACUGUGGGGUUGGAGCAGAUAAAGUGUACGGGCGGGACAUCGUGGAGUCCCACUACAAGGCUUGUCUCUACGCGGGGGUGAAGAUCUGUGGUACCAACGCGGAGGUGAUGCCCUCCCAGUGGGAAUUUCAAGUGGGUCCAUGCGAAGGCAUCGAGAUGGGCGAUCACCUCUGGAUGGCUCGCUUCAUCCUGCACCGAGUCUGCGAGGACUUCGGGGUGGUGGCCACUCUGGACCCCAAGCCGAUGACGGGCAACUGGAACGGGGCCGGCUGCCACACCAACUACAGCACCGAGGAGAUGCGGAGGGACGGGGGUCUCAAACACAUCGAAGCAGCCAUCGAGAAGCUGAGCAAGCGGCACGACUACCACAUCUGCGUGUAUGACCCACGGGGCGGCAGGGACAACUCCCGGCGGCUCACCGGCCACCACGAGACCUCCAACAUCUUUGAGUUCUCCGCUGGUGUGGCCAACCGAGGGGCCAGCAUCCGCAUCCCACGCCAGGUGGGCCAGGACGGCUUCGGCUACUUCGAGGACCGGCGGCCGGCGGCCAACUGCGACCCCUACGCGGUCACCGAGGCCAUCAUGAGGACCACGGUGCUCAACGAGACCGGCGUGGAGACCAAGGACUACGCCGACCACUGAGGCUGCAGGGAGGGUGGAGGUUUGCGUGUCGACGUGAGCCGUGCCCACGCGGUGCCGUCGGCUGUCAGCCCAGACUCUUUAGGAAGCUCGCUUCUGGUUUUGUGAAACGUCGCCUUAGAAAUUAUAUAUAUUUUAUAGUGAGAGGGAGGGAGGGGCCCAACCUAUUUUCUCAACCACUUUUUCUGGUUCCUGGUUUUAGGUCAUCCUUGGGGAGUUUUUUAAGACUUGGAUGGAUUUUUUUUUUUUUUUCCGAUGGACUUUACACUGUGAUGUACAUAGAUUCCUACGUGGAAGCUGCAGCUGCCGCUGUUUGCACCUGGGGAGGGUGGGUGCUUUUUUCCCUGUAUCUCUGUUGCAAGGAAAAGAUAAUAAAUAAUUUUCCUGGCUGUAUGGCAGCCAGGUUACGCUGCA